This is a messenger RNA of Chelonus insularis, 2429 nucleotides long. Its product is annotated as F-box only protein 21-like. The coding region runs from base 254 to 2074 and encodes 606 amino acids. The transcript has 8 exons. Gene Ontology annotation, molecular function: protein binding; DNA binding. NCBI's taxonomy places the organism in Eukaryota, Metazoa, Arthropoda, Insecta, Hymenoptera, Braconidae. The record is from RefSeq and is a predicted model, not a curated record.
UGCAUAAAUUGAUCACGUCAUGAUCAUGAUUAAUAAAAAUCGACAUUAUUAAGAUAAAUUAAUUAUUCAAUUAAGUGCGUAAAAACUAGAAAGAGUUCGAAUUUAUGAAGAAUUUCUAGUAAACUCCCCCUGUGAUUUUUUUUCUGAAUUGUAUUGUUGACAGGAGGUUUUUGUGAUUAUGUCAGAUGAUGAGUCAAACGUCGCAAGAGAUUAUUUGAUAAUUCUUAAAAAUAAGUAACUAUAACUGUGUAAAAUGGCAACUGACUUUUCAAUAACAUGUCUUUUUAGUGAAACAAUUGAGUAUAUUUUACAAAAUGAUUGCCUUGAGUUUAGUGAUGUUUUGAAUUUUAGUUUAACAUGCAAGUACUUCUACAAAGCUGUUAUGACAAAUAAUGCUUUGUGGAAAAGGAAAUUCUUUCAAAGAUGGCCUCAUCUUUCUGAAAUAUAUGAAAACAAUGAAAAAGAUGGACUACGAAUACACAGCUGGAUAGACACAAUACGAUCAAGGAUCCAAUGCCGGAAAAAAUUGAUCAGUACCUUAUCUCUCAUGUCUCAGAAAAAUUAUAGAAAACAAGAGCUGGCAUAUGCUGAUAUGGAAGAAUUUAGUCUUUUAGUACGUCCUGAAGUACACCCUUUUGCCUAUCAUUUUGUUGUUGAUGAAUUGACAACUCUUGUAAAUAAUUCUAGCACAGAUGUAAAUUUAACUCAUCAAUAUUAUGCACGGAAAGUGCUUAGAUAUUUAAAACAAAAACAUUUAGCAAAAAUAUGGAGUUAUUUUACAUAUCUUCCUCUGGAGAAGCGAAUAUUAGAGAAAGGUGCUAUAUUAAUAUCUCAAUGGAGUCAACCUGAUCAACGUGUAUCUGAAUCUCAAAUUACUGCUACUCUUGAUGAAAUAGCAGAAACAACAAAGCAAGUUAUAAAAGCACGUUAUCCUAAUCAUCCAUUAUUAUUUGCAUCAAGACAAGACCUUGAUGAAUGGAGAACCACAAACAUUCCUGAUAACAAAUGGGAUAAAGAGGGUACAAGACAAGUCAUGAAUGUUUUAUGCGAAGUACUGUUUGAAAAUUUAAAAUUUCAUGGUAAUAGUGAAACGUAUUACUCAUCAGAAAAUUCUCUUAUUGACAAGGUUCUCGAAAAUAGGCGUGGUACUCCAGUCACUUUAGCUAUUGUUUUUGAAAGUGUAGCCAGACGAUUAGGAGUACGAUGUGAACCAGCUUGUUUUCCAGCACAUUUCUUACUACAUUUUAAAGAAAAAUAUUGCUAUCCUGAAACUGAAGAAGUGGAGAGUUUUUAUAUUGAUGUAUUAAAUGGAGGAAAGUUUUUAACAAAAAAGAGUUGCCCUCGUAUGACAGGUGCUUCAAAGUGUCCUAUUGCUAAAUUUAAUGUUGACCAAGCAGCAACAGCCGUAAAGGUUUUACAUCAUAUAGCUAAUAAUUUGGUGAUAGCUGCAAGGAGAAUAACACAGCUAAAUGGACGAACAGCCCGAUUCAGGUCUGCUUUAGAACUGGCCCUUUUGAUUGAUCCUAAUGACAUACAUAAGAUGUACGAUUUGGCUCAAUUUUAUAUGCAACAUCAAAUGAGCAUGAAUGAUAUACUUGAUAUUUUGACUCAAUGCCCUCUAACCACAGAUCAAGUGGAAGCUGUUUUUCAGAUAUUCGAAAAUUAUGAAAAAGUCAACGAGAUGAUUGCACCAAUAAAAUUACGAUGCCCUACUGUAAAAUAUGCCAUUGGAAUGAUAAUGAAACACCGAAUUCAUGGAUAUUUCUGUGUAAUAACAGGAUGGGAUCCUCAAUGUAAUGCAACAUCAGAUUGGAUGUUUGAAAUGAAUGUUCUUGAUGAGCAAGCUGAUAAACCGUUUUAUAAUGUACUAGUUGAAGAUGGAUCAUGUAGAUACGCAGCUCAAGAAAAUCUAAUUAUAAGUCCAAUACAUCUGUGCAUAAAUCACGAUGAAAUAGGGAAAUAUUUUUAUAAAUAUUGUGGUAACUAUUACCUUCCAAAUGAAGAAAAAGAACGAGAGUAUCCAGAAGAUGCUAAUAUUCGAAAUCAACUGUUAACUCAAAAUUCUGAUACAUAAAAUACAACCGGAAAAUUGAUAAUCAGUAUGUAGGUGAAAAGAGGAAUGCAACAGGUAAUGAUAUUGAUCUUAUUAAAUUAAACUCCAGAUAAUUUAUUGAUAAGUUUAUCAUUAAAACGAUCAAAUUACUAAUAAACAAUUUAAGUAUUUUUAAUAUAAUUAAUCAAGGUAUUACAAGCGUUACGAUUUUCAUUAUUACUAUCAUUGUUACUAUUACAAUUGUUAUUAUUAGAUCGCUAGAAGUAAUUCUAAUAAUAGUAUAAAAUCUCUCAAAUUAUUUUUUUAAACAUAUUUAUCAUAAGAUAUUGUUUUUACUUACAAAACUUUUACACAGUACAAAAUAAGAAAUAUUAGA